GUCUCUGUUUCAUAAUAGACAAAAAAACAAAAAAUUUAGAAAUAUUUGGAUUUACACCUCUGGAUGAUAAUUAAUAAAGCAUUAUUUUACUUUAACAGAACAGAAUUGAUGAAAAUAUGUUUUUAAUUAAAUAGACUAUUGCUUCCUAUUUCGUGUCAAGACCCUUUUGCGGUAAUUAGGUAACUGUUAAACCAUGAAAGUAGAGGUACAAUAAUAUAUAUUAUACAAUCACCGUCCGCGUCGCCCAAUCAAGGCUCUAGCCGCUUAUCCAGUUAGGGUGAGGCCAAAUGAGCGUAAUUUUGUGAGUUGUCAGUCGCGUAAUUUCGGUCGCAGAAAUUCGCGUCUAAGUCGGAACACAACUCAUUUUGCGACGCUGUGUGGCAGGAACUGGAGGCUUAUUCACUUUAUUUGACGUAUAGCUAGUUGACAUAUACGAAAACUAGCUGACGCGCGGUUUCACCCGCGUGGUUCCCGUUCCUGUGGGAAUACAGGGAUAAUAUAUAGCCUAUAGCCUUCCUCGAUAAAUGGGCAAUGAAAGAAUUUUUCAAAUCGGAUCAGUAGUUCCAGAGAUUAGCGCGUUCAAUCAAUCAAACAAACAAACAAACUCUUCAGCUUUAUAAUAUUAGUAUAGAUAAAAUUAUAUGUAACAACUACCAUCCGGUGCAUACUGGUGGAUAUCUUAAAUAUGUUGGUAGAUGACAUUUUGUUAAUUGAUUUAUUGUUUAUUUUAAUAGGUUGAUAUUAAGGACCAAAAUAGUGAAUAGGCCAGCUGGACUUUUGUAUGAAACCGAAUGCAGCAGAAAUUACGCGACUGACAACUCACAAAAUUACGCUCGUUUGUCCUCACCCUUAAUAUCUUACCUUAGUUGACAACAAAAUCAGCCUACCGUAUUAAUUCUCUCAGUCGGGCACGAUCUACGGAUUGCAUCGCAUGUGACCUCGAUGGAAAGAACUGUGUAAUACUGAAUGCAGUAAAUAAUCUAAAUAAGUUUCGUUAAAUUCGUAAUUUAUUACAAGCGGCGGUUAUGGACGGCUUGGAAGAUUUUCUGCCCCAAUGCAGGGAAACUUCGUUGGUGUUUUUUGUUAACGGGAAAAAGGUGACAGAGCCGUCACCAGAUCCUGAAUGGACGCUACUGUGGUACCUGCGCAGAAAGCUGCAGCUGACUGGCACCAAGUAUGGCUGCGGCGAAGGCGGUUGUGGCGCCUGCACUGUCAUGAUCUCACGUUAUUACCAAGUGGAGAAGCGUGUGAAACACAUAGCGGUAAAUGCAUGCUUGAUGCCACUAUGCGCACUGCACGGUUUAGCUGUAACUACGGUUGAAGGUAUCGGUAACACGCAAGACAGAUUACACCCUGUGCAGGAGAGAAUAGCUAAAGCCCACGGUUCACAAUGUGGGUUCUGCACCCCAGGCAUUGUCAUGUCGAUGUACGCUUUGCUUAGAAAUAAAUCCAACAUUAAAUAUGAUGACAUCGAAACAGCGUUACAAGGAAAUUUGUGCAGAUGUACUGGAUAUAGACCUAUUGUCGAAGGGUUUAAAACGUUUAUGGAAGCAUGGGAAGGCGUUAAUAAUGUGAAUGAGCCAAAUAAACCUUGCUCAAUGGGCAAUGACUGCUGUCGAGUGUCAAAGAAAGACGAUGAGGAACUAUAUAGCAAAUCAAAAUUCAUGCCAUACUCUCCAACUCAAGAACCAAUAUUUCCUCCUGAAUUGGUUUUAAAACAUGAUAGUUAUGCGAAGAGCUUUUUGUAUUAUAGAGGUAAAAACGUUAUGUGGGUGCGACCACAAACGCUUGAAGAACUACUGUUACUUAAAAACAAGUUUCCGGAAGCUAAAAUUGUUGUUGGUAAUACAGAAAUUGGAGUGGAGGUAAAAAUUAAAAAGAAAAUCUAUCCAAUAUUAAUCCAUCCAUUUCUUAUAGGAGAAAUGAAUGUAAUAACUGUUGCCGACGGAUUUGUUAGAGUUGGAGCUGCUGUAACUUUGUCAGAAUUAGAAGAGUUUUUAAAAUUAUAUAGUGAAAAGUGUUCUAGUGCCGCAUCACAAGUUUUAGAAGCCAUCAUAGAUAUGUUGCAUUGGUUUGCAGGAAGUCAAGUUCGUAAUGUUGCCUCUCUUGUUGGAAAUAUCAUGACAGCUAGUCCAAUAUCAGAUUUAAAUCCUAUAUUGAUGGCUUCCGCUUCCACACUUACUCUUUCUAGCCUAGACAAAGGAAUCCGAAAAACGGUAAUAGAUCAAUCAUUUUUCACUAGUUAUAGGAAAGUAAACGUGACAGAUAAUGAAGUUGUUUUAGCUGUGGACAUUCCUUUAAUAGAAGGUAUGCAGUUUUUUAAAGCUUACAAACAAGCUAGGAGGAAAGAUGAUGAUAUAUCUAUCGUUACAGCCGCUUUCAGUGUUAAAUUAGAUAGAAAUACCCAAUUGGUUAACGAAGCAAAAUUAUGUUAUGGUGGAAUGGGACCAACAACAAUAUAUGCUGAGAAAUCUUCUAAUAAAAUGAAAGGCCUUUAUUGGGAUAAACAUCUAAUUAAAAUAGUAUUUGAUUCACUCACUGAUGAAUUACAGUUAGAUAGUUCUGUGCCAGGAGGAAUGGCCGACUACCGUAAAUCACUUUGUCUAAGCUUAUUUUUUAAAUUCUAUAUUUACGUUUUGAAUAAAAUAAAAACAAAUGGGGUAAAACUUGUUGAUGAUUUUGAGUUAUACGAAAUAUCGCACCGUACACCAAAUAGUACGCAAUGUUUUGAAAUUAAAAAGAAUGUUAAAAGCAAUUAUGAUACAAUCGGAAAGCCAAUUGUCCAUGCAUCUGCGUUAAAACAUGCCACUGGCGAAGCCAUAUAUUGCGAUGAUAUUCCAAUUUUACAUGAAGAACUAUUUCUUUGUUUAGUAUUUAGCACAGAAUCACAUGCACGAAUAACAUCUCUUGAUCCAAGUGAAGCUUUAAUAGACCCCGAUGUCAUAGCGUUUUUAUCAGCAUCUGACUUAACCAAAGAACAAAAUAAAAUGGGUCCUAUAUUAAAAGAUGAAGAAGUUUUUGCUAGUGAGAUUGUGACUAGCCGAGCUUGUGUAAUAGGAGCAAUAGUUGCUAAGUCUGAAACUGCAGCAAGAACAGCAAAAGAUCUAGUUAAAGUUGCUUAUGAAAAAUUGCAACCUCUAAUUAUAACUAUUGAAGAUGCCAUCACUUAUGGCUCUUUUUAUUCCGGCUAUCCAAAUUUAUUACAAAAAGGAAAUAUUGUCAAAGCAUUUGAAGUAGCAAAUUAUGUCAAGGAAGGUUAUAUAAGAACUGGAGCGCAAGAACACUUUUACUUAGAAACUAUGUCAGCUUUUGCUAUGAGAAAAGAAGAUGAAUUAGAAAUUAUUUGUACAACUCAAAAUCCGGCUGAAAUUGCUAUGCAAGUGGCAGAAGUACUCGAAAUACCAAAUCACAAAGUUGUAGCAAAGGUAAAAAGAUUGGGUGGUGGAUUUGGUGGAAAAGAAAGCAGAUCAGCACUCUUAGCUUUACCGGUAGCUUUUGCAGCUUAUAAAUUAAAAAAGCCAGUACGCGCGGUAUUGGAUAGAGAUGAAGACAUGCAAGUCACCGGUUACAGGCAUCCUUUUUUAAUUAAAUACAAGAUUGGAUUUGAUAAUAAUGGUAAAAUAAUGGGUGCUUUAUUCGAGAUUUACGCAAAUGCUGGUAACUCCAUGGACAUAUCAAAUUCGAUGAUUGAAAGAGCCUCAUUACAUGUAGAUAAUUGUUAUUACAUACCCAAUGUACAAAUUAAGGCAUACCUUUGUAAAACAAAUUUGCCAUCAAAUACUGCCUUUAGAGGAUUUGGUGCACCACAAGCAAUGUUGGCUGCUGAAGCUGUAAUACGCGAUAUAGCGAAUACAUUAGGCAAAAGUUACGAAGAAAUUGCAACCCUUAAUCUUUACAAAGAAGGAGAUUUAACACAUUACAAUCAAAGUCUACAAUACUGCACAUUAUCUCGAUGCUGGCAUGAAUGUAUUGAUAGUUCGAAAUAUUGGCAAAGAAAAAAAAUGGUUGAUGAAUAUAACAGGGCAAAUCGUUGGAAAAAGAAAGGGCUGGCUAUAGUACCGACGAAAUAUGGAAUUUCUUUUCAAACCGAUGUAUUGAUGCAAGGUGGAGCGUUGUUGUUGAUAUACACAGAUGGUUCUGUUCUUUUAUCUAUCGGUGGAAUAGAAAUGGGUCAAGGACUAUUCACAAAAAUGAUCCAAGUAGCAUCUCGGGCUCUAAACAUAGAUAUAUCAAAAGUGCAUAUCAAUGAAAUGUCAACUGACAAAGUCCCAAAUAGUGUGCCAACAGCUGCAAGUGUUAGUUCUGACUUAUAUGGAAUGGCUGUUAUAAAUGCUUGCAACGUUCUGAAUGAGAGAUUGGAACCUUACAAAAUACAAAAGCCUGAUGGGAAAUGGGAAGAUUGGGUGUCUGCUGCAUAUUUAGACAGGGUUAGCCUAUCAGCCACUGGAUUUUACUCGGCCCCAAAAAUUGAGUACUGCCGUAAAAAAAAUAGUGGCAAUUUAUUUGAAUACUUUACGUACGGCGCAGCUUGCUCCGAAGUUAUUAUAGAUUGUUUAACAGGUGACCAUCAAGUACUGAGGACAGAUAUUGUAAUGGACUUGGGGGAGAGUUUGAAUCCUGCUAUAGAUAUUGGGCAAAUAGAAGGAGCAUUUAUUCAAGGUUACGGAUUAUGCACUAUGGAAGAGAUGUUAUUUUCUCCAACCGGCGAAGUAUUGUCAAGAGGGCCAGGAGCUUACAAGAUACCUGGACUUUCAGAUAUUCCCAAGGAAUUUAAUGUCUCACUGUUGAAAGGUGCUCCGAAUCCACGCGCUGUCUACUCUUCCAAGGCUGUUGGGGAACCCCCUCUAUUCCUGGCUUCUUCAGUUUUCUUCGCAAUCAAGGAAGCUAUUAAAUCUGCACGCAACGAUGCCGGCUUUGCCACGGACUUCACAUUGGAGGUGCCUGCUACAUGUGCACGCAUUAGAAUGGCUUGUGAGGACCACAUCACAGAGCAAGUUAAACCAACUAUUAAAUCUAAAGGACAACCAUGGAAUGUAGUGCCUUGAUUUAAACGAAAAAAGUUAUCAAUAAAAAACUUGUAAGAGAAGUAGUACCUAUAGUAACAAUUAAAGGCUUUUAAUUAAUUAAA
This is a messenger RNA of Bicyclus anynana (squinting bush brown), 5128 nucleotides long. RefSeq names its product xanthine dehydrogenase (gene Xdh2). Gene Ontology annotation, molecular function: 2 iron, 2 sulfur cluster binding; xanthine dehydrogenase activity; iron ion binding. The transcript has 8 exons. NCBI's taxonomy places the organism in Eukaryota, Metazoa, Arthropoda, Insecta, Lepidoptera, Nymphalidae. The record is from RefSeq and is a predicted model, not a curated record. The coding region runs from base 1026 to 5045 and encodes 1339 amino acids.